Molecule: messenger RNA, 1503 nt
Organism: Iphiclides podalirius (scarce swallowtail)
Lineage: Eukaryota; Metazoa; Arthropoda; Insecta; Lepidoptera; Papilionidae
Source: the annotation of a GenBank genome assembly
AUGAUUGAAAUUCACCCUCAAUUCUCGUCCAGUUAUCCCAAUUCUGCCAAAAUCAUCGUGAUUAUCAUCACCUAUAAUAACGAGCGUUUUAACCCUUCUAGCGUCUUAAUAGCUGGGACGACAGAAGGAAAACCGAAGCAGCGUUUAAGUAAGUUCCCUGAAGAUUUCGAGUUCGGAUCGGCUACGGCUGCAUACCAAGCAGAAGGUGCUUGGAAUGUUGAUGGGAAAGGACUUUCGAUAUGGGACCAUCUGGUACGCACAAAACCAGAACAAAUAUUCGACAACACUACCGGUGACGUAGCGGCCAAUUCCUACUUUCUUCACAAGAGAGACACUGAAAUGCUCAAAGAGCUUGGAGUUAAAAACUAUAGGAUGUCAAUUUCCUGGCCGAGGAUACUGCCAAACGGUGACGCAAGUCAAGUGAACCCACUGGGUAUCGCCCAUUAUAACGCCGUAAUCGACGAGCUGCUCGCAAAUGGUAUUACACCAUUUGUCACAAUUUACCAUUGGGACCUACCACAGCACUUGAGCGAAAAGGGAGGCUGGCUGAACGAUGAAAUAGUGGACUGGUUUUCGGACUACGCUAGGAUUCUCUACGAGAACUUUGGCGACAGGGUAAAGAAUUGGUUGACGGUGAACGAGCCGUGGGUCCACUGUUAUCUGGGCUACGGGUCGGCACUACACGCGCCGCAGGUCAAAUCACCGGGAGUGGGCUAUUAUGAGUGCGGUAGGAACAUGCUUUUGGCCCACGCCAAGGCGUACCGCAUCUACGACGAAGAGUUCAGGCCGUCGCAGGGCGGUGAGGUUGGAAUCGUGCUUAGCUUGGACUGGCCGAUAGCAGAGAGCGACUCGGAGGACGAUAAAGAUGCCGUUAAAGACUACAUUGCAUUUGGCCUCGGACAUUUUAUGGACCCCAUAUUCACUAAGACUGGCAACUAUCCACAAAGGGUGAUAGAACGCGUGGAAAAAGCCAGCAUCCAGCAAGGAUUCAAUGCUUCCAGACUUCGCCCUCUAACUGAAUGGGAGAUUGACUAUAUUAAAGGCACAUCUGAUUUCCUCGGACUCAAUCACUACUCCAGCAAGAUUGUUUACAGGAACGAAUCUGUAGUUGGGCAGAACGAGGAAUACGCACCGGGCUUCUAUAGUCUUAUCAAAUACGUGCAAGAGACCUACAACAAUCCAAAGGUUUACAUCACGGAGAAUGGCUGCUCUGUUACCGAAACCGGUCUCGUAGACCCCAUUAAGGUGCAAUACUACAGAAACUACUUGAGUGCACUUCUCCAAGCAAUAGAAGAGGGAGCAAAUGUAAAGGGCUACUUCGCUUGGAGUUUGAUGGACUCCUUUGAGUGGAACUUCGGUUACACCAUAAAAUUCGGCCUCUACGAGACCGACAUGAACGACCCAGACAGGAAAAGAACCGCGAGGAAAUCUGCCCUCGUGUACAAAGAGAUCGUAAGGAGCAAGGUUAUUGACUACGAAUACGACAUCGACCCUUACAGCCAG